AUGAAACGCUUUCACCAUUUUCAGGAGGUCCAGGAAUUCAAUCUGUCAACCAAACAAAACAGGACGCCGUCACGUUUGCCUCCAAAAUCAUCAUCAUCUGAAGAGGAGGAGGAGGAGGAGGAGGAGGAGAAAGACGCAUCCAAGACCCGCUUAAGAAAGCUCGGGCCUGCGGCUGGUCGCGCACAUGGAAGCCUAGCAUGCUGCCGAGACGCCGCUGUCGGGUUGCUUGAAGUCCCAGUAUCGAAGCCAGUACCGGCCUGCAGCUGCUGCGACCCGACGACACCAGAGGACAGCCUGGCGUCAGGGCUUCGACAAACGGGACCUAGCGGCGACGAGAGGCGGCCAGACAAUGCCUGGCGGGGGUUUGUGUUGCAGCUUGGCGCCAAAGAUGCUGUGGCCGUCGGCACCACCAUGGCGGGCAAGCUGCGUCCCGCAGGCCCUGCAAGCGGUUGCGGCAAGCGGUUGCGGUUCCAUGGCCUCCUGCACGCCGGCUUCAAGCAGCAAACCAUCUCCUUGUGUGCUAGCCGUAACUGCAGGAGGGCCCAAACGUGGCAAUACCUGGAAUGGCAGCGGUUCCGUACCGAGUAUUCCUCCAAGGCCGCCAUGUCCAGUGGCUGGACAGCCACCUACAUUAUCACGGACGCGUCUGCCGGUUGGGCUGUUCUGGUUGUCCCGGAUCCACCUGCGUCGGUGUGCGAAUGA
Molecule: messenger RNA, 702 nt
Organism: Volvox carteri f. nagariensis
Lineage: Eukaryota; Viridiplantae; Chlorophyta; Chlorophyceae; Chlamydomonadales; Volvocaceae
Exons: 7
Coding region: 1-702 (233 amino acids)
Source: RefSeq, a predicted model, not a curated record